Messenger RNA from Tachysurus fulvidraco (yellow catfish), 2025 nucleotides. RefSeq names its product LanC antibiotic synthetase component C-like 1 (bacterial) (gene lancl1). The coding region runs from base 158 to 1375 and encodes 405 amino acids. Lineage: Eukaryota; Metazoa; Chordata; Actinopteri; Siluriformes; Bagridae. The record is from RefSeq and is a predicted model, not a curated record. Gene Ontology annotation, biological process: peptide modification; carbohydrate metabolic process. The transcript has 11 exons. Gene Ontology annotation, cellular component: plasma membrane.
CGUUAUGCCGUGUUUGUUCUGUGUGCUAAAGAUGUUAUACGAAUAUAAAAUAAAUAAGCUUUUAACCUGCUGUUAUUAAUCCACGCAGCAAUGAUAUAUUAUCUUGUGAUUUUUUCCCUCCUGAUCUACUUUAUUCCUAAUUGGGUCAAAGUGGAAAAUGCCGGACCAACGAGCUCUAAAGAACCCUUAUCUGGACUAUAAUGGACCCGAGAGCUCACAGGACCUGUUCGACUCUCAAGGCAAACUCAUGCCUGCUUUUGCAGGUCGUAUUUGCAGUAAGAUUAAGGAGCUGCUGGCUGUGAUGGAGAACGGGCUGAAGACCGCCGACCCAAGCGACUGCACCGGAUACACAGGCUGGGCAGGCAUCGCCAUGCUCUAUCUGCACCUUCACUCGGUCUACGGAGACCCUGCGUUCCUUCAGAGGGCGCUGGAGUACGUGAACCGCAGUCUGACAAGUUUAACCCAACGGUGGGUCACUUUCCUGUGUGGAGACGCCGGGCCGCUUGCAGUGGCCGCUGUUAUUUAUCACCGAUUGCAGAGACCCCAGGAAUCAGAGGAGUGCAUCAACAGGCUGAUGCAGUUGCACAAAUCAGUAGUAAAAGGUUCAGGCAGCCUCCCAAAUGAGCUGCUGUAUGGCCGUGUGGGCUUCCUCUUCUCCCUCAUCUUCAUCAAUCAGCAGUUCCAGCAGGAGAAGAUACCUACACAGUACAUUCAGCAGAUCUGUGAUGCUGUGGUGAUAUCGGGUCAGAAUCUGGCUCAGAGGAUGAGGGUGGAGCAGCAGUCUCCCCUCAUGUACGAGUGGUACCAGGAGCAGUAUGUGGGUGCUGCCCAUGGCCUUUCAGGCAUCUACUACUAUCUCAUGCAGCCUGGUUUCAUCUCUAACCACAGCAUUGUGCCAGCCCUCGUGAAACCUAGCGUGGAUUAUAUGUGCCAGCUAAAAUUCCCUUCAGGUAAUUACCCUCCAUGUCUCGGUGACAACCGUGAUCUCCUAGUGCACUGGUGCCACGGCUCUCCCGGGGUCAUCUACAUGCUUCUGCAAGCUUACAAGGUGUUUGGUGAACAGCAGUACUUGCAUGAUGCCAUGCAGUGCGGCGAGGUGAUUUGGCACAGAGGUCUCUUAAAGAAGGGUUACGGAUUGUGUCAUGGAGCAGCAGGAAAUGCUUACGCUUUUCUGGCUCUCUACAAACUCACCCAGGAGCCCAGAUACCUCUACAGGGCCUGCAUAUUUGCAGACUGGUGCAUGAACUAUGGGAAACAUGGCUGCCACACUCCAGACACUCCUUUCUCUCUCUUUGAAGGAAUGGCUGGAACGAUUUACUUCCUCGCCGACCUCCUGCAGCCGUCGACCGCCAAGUUCCCAGCGUUCGAGGUGUAAAGGUUCACUGCUAUACAACGUCGCAAGCUAAUCAGCGCUUGAAGUGCAAAACCUCAUCCUGGACUUUUAGCUUCUUCCAGGAUUGGAGACACACACACACACACAUACACAUACACACAUAUACAAAUACACACACACACAGCUGUGUUAUUGGUUCUUGUUGCUCCCCAUGCUGUAGAGAAUGUGUGCAUGCCACUUGUGCAGUCAUCCUCUUCAUUCUCCAUCUUUUUGCCUUCAGUUUAACAUUGUAAACUAAAAACAGGAAGUAGCGAGCUAAAUCUGUGCACUGCAUUUGAAAAUCUCUGCAUUAGAGUCGUUUUCAGUCGUAAGAUAAGGAUCGCGAAAGGUGAUAUUUUUGUAUUUGUACAUUGUCUCUCCAUUUGCUUUUCAUAUAACAAUGAGCUGUUAAACAAUUAGUGUAAAGCACUAGAAGCUGCUUGCUUAAUUAGCACUUUAAUUUAAAUUUGCAAUUGUUUGUGGUAUUUCUAAAUUUACUCUGCAAGUCUUAAUAGUACCUGAUUAUUUUAAGGAUUUCUUUUCUUUUUCUUUUUUUUUUAGGACCUUACAGUACUGUGUUUUUUUUUUGUUUGUUUUUGUUUUGUUGUGCAUGCAUUUGCAUCUGCUCAGUAAUAAAUGCUAAAGGGAAAUAA